Neurospora tetraspora is the source of this 360-nucleotide messenger RNA. RefSeq lists its product as uncharacterized. The transcript has a single exon. The record is from RefSeq and is a predicted model, not a curated record. The coding region runs from base 1 to 360 and encodes 119 amino acids. Lineage: Eukaryota; Fungi; Ascomycota; Sordariomycetes; Sordariales; Sordariaceae.
AUGGAACGAGGCUCAGUGGACCCCCAAAAGACAACCAAAAUGGCCCAAGAAACCAUGGGCCAAGCCACCGAGCAAGCUUCAAGCACAGCCUCGGGCAUGACCGACACCGUCGCGGGCGCCGCCAAGCCCGUCACCUCGACGCUCGGCAACACGCUCGGCGGCGUGGCUAACACCCUCGGCGGCACCGUGGGCGCGGCUACUCGGGGUCUGGGGGAGACGGUCAAUAGCGCGCUUCCGGGCGGUAUGGGAAGGCCCGUGGGGGAUGCGGUGUCGAAUAUUGGGAGUGGAGUGGAGAGGGGCGUGAAGGAGGUGGGGAGGGGGGUGAAGGAUGCGGGGGAGAUGAAGAGGAGUGAGGAGUGA